AGUCUCUGAGAGCUGAGUCGUGCGCGUGCAGCUGUUUGGAAACGAAGUGGGACCUGUGCGGAGUCGCGUGUGUUUUUUUCUGCUCUUUGAUCCGGAUCGUUCGCUUGGAAAUGGCUGUAACGGAGGCUGGAUGCGACCUGACCUACUGCAAGAUGAGGGGCAUCGUGGGCGUCCUGACCGCUUUCAUCAAGGAGAGGAAGAUGGGGCUGAACGACUUCAUCCAGAGGCUGGUGUCCACCCCACACAUCUGCCAACAUCCUGCCCGCCGGCCGCUGGCUCCUAAUCGCCUCCAGGCCAAUCCCGUGUGUCCCCUGUUCCGGGAUAAGGCUCUAAAUCCAUUAUUACCUGAUGGGCUGAGCCCCGGCCGGGCGGCCAGACCGUUCAGCGUCGAGGUCAACAACUUCCUAAAGAUCGAGGACAACCAGAACGAGGAAGUGGACGAUCAGAUUCUUGCAAAUCCAAUGUUCCUGAACCCGCGGAGCUCCCUGGCAGAGGAGACCCAAAUCAAACCUUGUGACUUUGACUACCUGAAAAUCAUCGGAAAAGGCAGCUUUGGGAAGGUUUUGCUGGCUCGGCACAAAGAGACCACAAAGUACUACGCCGUCAAAGUGCUGCAGAAGAAGAUCAUCCUGAAGAAGAAGGAGCAAAAGCACAUCAUGGCUGAGCGCAGCGUGCUGAUGAAGAACAUCCAGCACCCCUUCCUUGUGGGGCUGCACUUCUCCUUCCAGACCACCGACAAGCUGUACUUUGUGCUGGACUACGUCAACGGGGGAGAGCUGUUCUACCACCUCCAGAGGGAGCGGGUCUUCCUGGAGCCCCGGGCCCGGUUCUACGCCUCUGAGAUCGCCAGCGCCCUGGGCUACCUGCACUCCCUGCACAUCGUGUACAGAGACCUGAAGCCUGAGAACAUCCUGCUGGACUCACAAGGCCACAUCGUCCUGACUGACUUUGGGCUCUGCAAAGAGGGUCUGGAGCCCAAUGGCACCACCACCACCUUCUGCGGGACUCCUGAGUAUUUGGCUCCGGAGGUUCUGCAGAAGCAGGCGUACGACCGCACCGUGGACUGGUGGUGUCUGGGCUCCGUGCUGUACGAGAUGCUCUACGGACUGCCGCCGUUCUACAGCCGAAACACGGCCGAGAUGUACAGCAACAUCCUGCACAAGGCGCCCGUCCUGAAGCCCAACGUGUCCAACUCCGGCCGCGAGCUGCUGGAGGGGCUCCUGCACAAGGACCGCACCCAACGGCUGGGGGCCAAGGACGACUUUAUGGAGCUGAAGCACCACUCCUUCUUCUCCCCCAUCAACUGGGACGACCUGAUGGCCAAGAAAAUCACCCCCCCCUUCAUCCCCUCAGUGUCUGGGCCCACAGACCUCCGGCACUUCGACCCAGAGUUCACCCACAUGCCGGUGUCCUCCUCCCUGUGCAGCGACAUGCCGGCCGUGACCAGCAGCAUCAGGGAGGCGGCCGGCGCCUUCCCGGGCUUCUCCUACGGGCCGCCGGACGGCCACGCCUUCAUGUGAGCCCCCCCACCCCUGUCCCGGGAACAAGGGGGCCACUCUGGACCGGCUCUAGGGGACAGAAGAAGGAGCCAAGAGCAUCACGGACCCCCCACAAAGAGGCAGAGCAGGGUCCAAAAGCUGUGCAGUGCCUGGAGGGGGGGACUGACCCAUUACACUGGCCUCCAGGGGGGUGCUGACCCACAGACUACUGGCCUCCAGGGGGGGCGCUGACCGGGGAAGCCUUGGCUCACUGUCUGUGGCUCCUUUUGUUUUGCACUGGAGGAAACAAGGGUGGAGGGGACGUCUUCAGCAGCUCGAUUGUGGGGGGAGGGGGGGGGUCAUAUCUGAGAUCCAGCUCUACUUUGGACCAAACAGUUUGCUUUAGCAUGAGUCCUUUUCCACCCGUUUGUCCUCCUGAACUGAACCCUUUACUGUACUGUAGAACCCCCCAAACAUCCAGCGUUUACAUCCUGCUCCACAUAGAAGCUCCACACCUCCUCUGUACAUAGGAGCUAGUUUAGCAGAACUAUACGGAUAGUAAAUAUUCUAUUUUUGGUUGGAAAUCUCCAACCAGUGACGGUUGAGGAUAUUACCUGCUGUGAUGAAGGACUCAACCAGCAAUAACGUGCACACUGUAAAGCGUUUCUAUCUUAUUUAAGGAGGCGCCUGCUGUUUUAUGGCAGCCCUCGUUAAGGCGGCAGGUGUCUCUGUGUCCAUGUAGGCCAGAACUGUGACUGUCUUGUGCCUGAUCCGCGUUAGCUAUACAUACAUAUCUGUCCCGAAACCUUUGCUCCCUUUUCUGGAAGUGAAUCUAAAAGUGCUUUGACGUGUGGGAGGAGCCGUGGGCGGAGCCCUCGGUUCUGGAAAGUGCAAUAAGUUCUGAAAGCCGAAUAUCUUUUUGUGACUGAUGUAAGUCGUCGUUUCUGCUUGUUCGUGGCUGUUUUCCGUUGUUCCGACUGGAAACAAAUUGAAUCCUGCUGAAAAUGGAAAAACCAACAAGGCAACACACAGUUCUUGAUCAUGUUCUUCCACAUUUGGAAGUUGUGUUUCUAUUUUUAUUUAUUUUCAUUCCAUCCUGUAAACUAAAUCAUUUCCAUGAUCAGCUGAAACACUGAACUGUAAUCUGUGUCAGAAAUGGCAAAUAAAUCUCUAUAUCAAA
This is a messenger RNA of Menidia menidia (Atlantic silverside), 2658 nucleotides long. NCBI's taxonomy places the organism in Eukaryota, Metazoa, Chordata, Actinopteri, Atheriniformes, Atherinopsidae. The record is from the annotation of a GenBank genome assembly.